Molecule: messenger RNA, 3904 nt
Organism: Psammomys obesus (fat sand rat)
Lineage: Eukaryota; Metazoa; Chordata; Mammalia; Rodentia; Muridae
Gene: Leng8
Product: leukocyte receptor cluster member 8
Exons: 16
Coding region: 156-2801 (881 amino acids)
Cellular component (GO): nucleus
Source: RefSeq, a predicted model, not a curated record
ACGUUCCAGCCCCAAACUAGAGCUAGCCGGUGACUGAGCGCUGUCUUGGUUGGCUCGUAGCCGCUUUGGGCCGCCGGUAACGAACCCGGGAGCAAGCGGUCCUGUGAAAAAGCAGUCUGGCUCCCGAGGUCCACUCCCUACACCCCAAGGUCCAGAUGGCGGCCAACGUGGGUGAUCAGCGCAGCACAGAUUGGUCUUCGCAGUACAGCAUGGUGGCUGGGGCCAGCAGAGAGAAUGGCAUGGAGACUCCCAUGCACGAGAACCCAGAGUGGGAGAAGGCCCGCCAGGCCCUGGCCAGCAUCAGCAAAGCAGGGGCUGCCAGCAGCUCCAAAGCCAGCACCAGUGGGUCUGUGGCUAAUGCACAAUAUGUCUCUCAGGCAGAAGCCUCAGCCUUGCAGCAGCAGCAACAGUACUACCAGUGGUAUCAGCAAUACAACUACGCCUAUCCUUACAGCUACUACUACCCCAUGAGCAUGUACCAGAGCUACGGCUCCCCCUCCCAGUAUGGGAUGGCCAGCUCCUACAGCUCAGCUGCAGCCCAGCAGCCAGCGGCUCCCCAGCACCAAGGGACUCUGAACCAGCAACCUCCUGUGCCUGGCAUGGAUGAGAGUAUGGCCUACCAGGCUUCCCCUCAGCAGCUACCUACAGCCCAGCCCCCUCAGCCCUCAAAUCCCCAACAUGGGACACAUGGUCUAAGCAACGGCCCUCAGCCCGGAACAGCCCCAGCCACUCAGCACAGUCAGCCAGGGGCACCUACAGGUCAGGCCUAUGGGCCACACAGCUAUAGCGAGCCUGCCAAGCCCAAGAAGGGUCAGCAGUUGUGGACACGCAUGAAACCUGCUCCUGGAACUGGAGGUCUCAAGUUCAACAUACAGAAGCGGCCCUUUGCUGUCACCAACCAGAGCUUCAGCUCCAAUGCAGAAGCUCAGCACAGCAGCUUUGGCCCCCAGCCCAACUCUGAGAAAGCUCAGAACCACAGUGGUCCUUCUGGCCGGGGAAACCUGUCUGGGAAGCCAGAUGAUUGGCCUCAGGAUAUGAAGGAAUAUGUGGAGCGGUGCUUCACAGCCUGUGAGUCAGAAGAGGACAAGGACCGGACAGAGAAGCUGCUCAAGGAGGUGCUACAGGCCCGGCUCCAGGAUGGCUCUGCCUACACCAUCGACUGGAGCCGAGAGCCUCUGCCUGGACAAUCUUGGGCUUGGUCCCUUUCCUGCACCACAGUGGCUGAGUUGCCGGGACUGACCAGGGAGCCUGUGGCUGAGAGCCCCAAGAAGAAGCGGUGGGAGGCCCCUAGCAGCCUUCACCCUUCCAGGGGGGCAGGCUCUGUGACCAGGGGCGGGGGUGCCCAAUCCCAGCGAGGGACACCUGGGGCUGGGGGUGCUGGCCGAGCUCGGGGUAGCAGCUUCGCCAAGUUCGGCAACCGCAACGUCUUCAUGAAGGAUAACAGCUCUUCCUCCAGCACGGAUUCGCGCUCCCGCUCCUCAUCCAGGUCCCCCACCCGACACUUCCGGAGAAGUGACUCCCACUCGGACUCUGACAGCUCCUACUCAGGGAACGAGUGUCACCCUGUAGGCCGCAGGAACCCACCCCCGAAAGGUCGGGGUGGUCGAGGGGCCCACAUGGAUCGAGGUCGAGGCAGGGCGCAGCGUGGAAAGAGACACGACCUAGCUCCCACCAAACGCAGCCGCAAGAAGAUGGCAGCACUGGAAUGUGAAGACCCAGAACGUGAGCUUAAGAAGCAAAAGAGGGCAGCCCGCUUCCAGCAUGGUCAUUCACGCCGCCUGCGCCUUGAACCUUUGGUGCUGCAGAUGAGUAACCUGGAAAGCAGUGGAGCUGAUCCUGACUGGCAGGAGCUGCAGAUUGUGGGCACCUGUCCUGAUAUCACAAAGCACUAUCUGCGGCUCACCUGCGCCCCAGACCCAUCAACUGUGCGACCUGUGGCUGUUUUGAAGAAGUCUCUGUGCAUGGUCAAGUCCCACUGGAAGGAGAAGCAGGACUAUGCCUUUGCCUGUGAGCAGAUGAAAUCUAUUCGGCAGGAUCUGACAGUGCAAGGCAUCCGGACCGAGUUCACUGUGGAGGUGUAUGAGACUCAUGCCCGCAUUGCCUUGGAGAAGGGUGACCACGAAGAAUUCAACCAGUGCCAAACACAGCUUAAGUCGUUGUAUGCUGAAAACUUGGCAGGAAAUGUGGGUGAAUUUACUGCGUACCGAAUCCUCUACUACAUAUUCACCAAGAACUCUGGAGACAUCACUACGGAGCUGGCAUACCUCACGAGGGAGCUGAAGGCAGACCCCUGUGUGUCCCAUGCAUUGGCACUGAGGGCAGCCUGGGCCCUGGGCAACUACCACCGCUUCUUCCGACUCUAUUGUCAUGCACCUUGCAUGUCUGGCUACCUUGUGGACAAGUUUGCAGACCGGGAACGCAAGGCCGCUCUCAAGGCCAUGAUCAAAACGUAUGUGGCACUGCACUCUGCCGCCUUCUGUGCUGUGGCUCUGCCACAUCCCCUCCACAUCCUGGUCAGCCUUCAGCUCCUCUGCUGGAGUCUUCUCCCAAUCUCUAUCCACACCCCUGGCCCUUGUUCCUUUCCUCCUCGGCCACCUUCAGUUCCAGGUUUUCUCCCACUGUUUUUACCUCACUGCUCCUGGUAUCAUGUUCUUCUCCUAUACUCCUCUUCUGUUCACAUCAGCUUACAACCUGGUUUGUCUUCCCCUUCUUCCAGGCCUGCCUGCAGCUACUUGCUGCUCUUUUUCCUGACAUAUUGUAAAGGUGGCCUGACUCCUAUUGCCAGCAGUCUCUUGAUCUGAGGCCUUGUGCCCAUUCCAUUCUUGAGUAUCAAAAUUCUUUUGGACUGGGGGAUGGUGGUGUUGUAGGGCCCUUGGGCAUCAGACAACAUGAGGUUUGCCCAUGUGGGUAAGAGAUCCUCUCGCCCUUGUCACACGGAUAUGGAUGCUGUUGCCAUCUUGUGGCUAGAGACCGGGGAUGCUGUGCAACAAAAGGCCCCACAGCAAUGUAUGCCAGUCUUGCCAAGGUUGAAAAACACGUGGUCAAGAGGUCUGUCAGGAGUCUCAAGGAGCCUUGAAUGCCAUGCUAGGUAGCAGUGCUUUUUUAAUUAAAGUAGGAUGAGGCUUGCAACCAGUGGGUUAGGAAACGUCCUAGGAUUUUUAAUCAGUUCAACUCAUCCUUUCAUAGUCUGGUAGACCGCUCAGUGGGCAGCUCUCAAGCCUCAGUAGUGUAAGUAAGUAACACUUAAUCUGUUCACAGUCAGCCUUGUUAGCUGCGCAGCACACUGGUUCUUGUGAGUGGGGCUCUGGUCCAUGUUGACUUCAUUCUUAUGUGGUGUCUUUUCUGUGAACUUGGCACAGCCAUUCUUGGCAGACAAGUCCCUCAAAUCCCAGGCUGCCGCUGCCCUGUCCCGGGCAAUUAGUACCCAAUUAGUUGCAACCAUAAGGCACUGCUGAGUGUGAUACUCUGCAAACAUUCUGGGGGGAGGGGCACCAUUGUCCCUACCCUAUGAGCCCAUGUACCACUUACUCUGUCUGGCUCCAGCCCCUCAGCCAGCAGAGGAGCCAGCGGGGCCCAUUCCCUCCUGCCCCCCUCCUACCUGGACAGGUAAGUGUGGGCGAGGGGGGUCACAGCUGGGCAUUGGGGCUACCAACCCCAUCCCCGGCCCCCCCUCAAGUCCCUACAUGGGGAAGUUUGGAGGGGCUGCAAAAGCCAGCAGGUUCCUUGCUGAGGAAAAUGUGUGCCCAGAUGGGGAGCAUUGCUCCCUGCUCUUGGGCCCUCCCUUGUCUGCUUGCCUCAUCAUUUUCUCCUCUUGUCUCCAUAGCUUCCGCCCUGCGCUGCCCGUCUCCUACCUGCAGGCCGAGUUGGCCUUCGAGGGCGAGGCCGCCUGCCGGGCCUUCCUAGA